AAAAACACUGUUCGACGAGCAGGAGUAGCGGCGAAGGAGUGAAGGAAAUACAAUCGAGUUUAAUCGAAAAACUUAAAUUUUCCAAGACAUCUUUGGACGGAUCAAAUUGAAUCCACCACUUUGCAGAACAAUGCUGCGAAUUCCGCUCACCCGGGUUAUUACCCUGGGUUCCAGAUGCCACCCACAAGCAAUCAUUCGAACCUCCACUACCGCUCCGGCGAAGGUGCCAGAAAAGAUUGAAGUAUUCGUCGACGAUCAAUCGGUGAUGGUAGAACCGGGCACAACAGUUUUGCAGGCUGCAGCGCAGAUUGGAGUAGAGAUACCUCGUUUCUGCUAUCAUGAACGGCUAGCGGUCGCAGGUAACUGCCGCAUGUGUUUGGUAGAGGUCGAAAAAUCACCUAAACCGGUAGCGGCCUGUGCGAUGCCGGUAAUGAAAGGUUGGCGCAUCAAGACCAAUUCGGAAAUGACCCGCAAAGCGCGAGAAGGCGUCAUGGAAUUCCUGCUGAUGAAUCACCCGUUAGACUGUCCGAUCUGUGACCAGGGUGGAGAGUGUGAUCUACAGGAUCAGGCGAUGGCGUUCGGUUCAGAUCGAUCCCGCUUCACCGACAUCCAUCACACUGGUAAGCGUGCCGUCGAAGACAAGGACAUCGGUCCGUUGAUCAAAACCAUCAUGACGCGGUGCAUUCACUGCACGCGUUGCAUCCGCUUCGCUUCGGAGGUGGCGGGCGUUGAUGAUCUUGGUACUACCGGGCGCGGCAACGAUAUGCAGAUCGGUACGUAUGUGGAAAAGUUUUUCCUUUCCGAACUGUCCGGCAAUGUGAUCGACCUAUGUCCGGUCGGUGCGCUCACCAACAAACCGUACAGUUUCGUGGCACGCCCCUGGGAAAUACGGAAAGUUGAAUCCAUUGACGUGCUGGACGCGCUCGGCAGCAACAUCGUGAUCAGUACGCGCACUGGCGAAGUAUUGCGAAUUUUGCCGCGUGAUAAUGAUGCCAUCAACGAGGAGUGGUUGUCCGACAAGUCGCGUUUUGCUUGCGAUGGCCUGAAGCGCCAAAGGCUGAUUGCUCCAAUGCUUCGCAAACCGAACGGCGAACUCGAAGCUGUCGAGUGGGAAUCUGCAUUAAUUACGGUUGCGCAGGCGUUGCGUGGAGCACCAAAGGGAAAAGUUGCCGCUGUUGCCGGAGGACUGGCAGACGCUGAGGCGCUAGUUGCGCUUAAGGACCUGCUCAAUCGAUUAGGAUCGGAAACCUUGUGCACCGAACAAAAGUUUCCAACGGACGGUUCAGGAACGGACUUUCGCUCUAGCUAUCUGCUAAACUCGUCGAUCGCAUCGUGCGAAGAAGCGGACUUGGUACUGCUCGUGGGCACCAAUCCUCGGUAUGAGGCACCGCUCCUUAACACCCGUUUACGCAAAGGUUUCAUCCAUAACGAGCAAAACAUUGCACUGAUUGGACCGAAGGUUAACCUUUCCUACGACUACGAGUAUUUGGGCAGCGAUACAUCAGUGAUUCGCGACAUUGCUAAUGGGCACCAUCUUUUUGCGAAGAAGCUGCAAGAGGCAAAGAAACCACUGAUUAUCGUUGGUGCUAAUCAGCUGGCGCGCAAGGACGGGCUUUCUUUCCUUACUGCGUUGCAUGUCUUUGCAAACGGGCUGUCAACGGCGGAUAAAAACUGGAAAGUGUGGAAUGUUUUGCAAACAAAUGCAGCUCAAACGGCUGCGCUGGACGUAGGCUAUCGUGCAGGCAUCGAAUCGGCACUGGAAGUUCAACCGAAAGUACUCUUCCUGCUCGGAGCGGAUGCUGGAGUUAUUGAUCGUGAAGCGCUGCCCAAAGACUGCUUCAUUGUCUAUCAAGGGCACCACGGUGAUGCUGGCGCACAACUCGCACACGCCAUUCUUCCUGGUGCAGCCUACACCGAGAAGCAGGCUACAUAUGUUAAUACAGAGGGACGUGCCCAGCAGACGUUGGUCGCCGUGACACCGCCCGGCCUGGCUCGGGAAGAUUGGAAAAUUCUACGCGCUCUGUCGGAAGUCGCCAGUACUCCGUUACCAUACGACACUCUAGAUGAAUUGCGGGCGCGUAUGGAGGACGUAGCGCCUCACAUUGUGCGUUACGGACGUCUCGAGGCGUCCAACUUUUUCAACAUCGUCGAUGCACUGCUGAAGCACGGAUCGGUUCAUUUCGAGAGCGCCCAAGUUGAAGUACUGCAGAAAAAAUUGGAGGACUUCUUUAUGACCGAUCCGAUAACGCGAGCAUCACCUACGAUGGCUAAAUGUGUGACGGCCGCAAAGAAACAGGCAAUCAACUAAAGCUGUUAAAUUUGUCGCUUAUCGUUCGUUUCUUUCGGCCUUAAUGCGGCUAGCACCUGAUAGCUCGGUAGCUCUCAACGGAAGUAUACUUCGCGAUGCAAAUAGAAAUUCAAUAAAUUUUGUGCUACCAUCGA
Molecule: messenger RNA, 2442 nt
Organism: Anopheles bellator
Lineage: Eukaryota; Metazoa; Arthropoda; Insecta; Diptera; Culicidae
Product: NADH-ubiquinone oxidoreductase 75 kDa subunit, mitochondrial-like
Exons: 5
Coding region: 131-2308 (725 amino acids)
Biological process (GO): ATP synthesis coupled electron transport
Cellular component (GO): membrane
Molecular function (GO): NADH dehydrogenase (ubiquinone) activity; iron-sulfur cluster binding
Source: RefSeq, a predicted model, not a curated record